AGUAAGCAAAAUUUGGUUGAAUAGCGGACCAUUUUGUCUUGUGGUGCUGUGUUCAGUAUACAGCGUAUUUCUCAGGAGAGUUUUGGUGUACCCGAUUUUUUAAAAAGGUGUCGAGUGAAGAACAAAAACGUGUUCAGUCGCUUGUAAGAAAGCGCAGCGGUCGUCACGUGAUGUGUAAGCGCGGUUGACGCUUGCCAUCUCCCGAGGAUACGUAGUGAAAUAUCUCUACGAUUAUCUUUGCACACGGUUCUCAGCGUUGGAACGUAGAAAAUGGAGAGUUGAGCGUCCGUGAAUGUGUGAAUGAUUUGUUGUGUACAAACUUCGUAGUGAGGAGAAGUGUUGGUAAACCAACUUCAGUUCUGCGAUAAUGAUACUUCGUGAUUCGAACUGUUUAUAUCUUUCUAAGUGGUGAGAAGUGAAUGUUGCAUUGUGUGAUGACGUUGAGCUAAGCUCGCGCUUAAAUGUAAAAAAGGGCGGUAAAUUUUAUUACUCCUUAGAAGUUCAUUGUAUUUCAUAUUUACGCAUCAUGGAUGCAGAACCAUCCGCAGAUAAGGCAGCCAGUUCUAAAAGACGCAGCAGGUCGCGAUCCACGCUUAGUCGGCGGAGCAUAGAGGACUCCAGUAAUGCGGAUUCCAACGGUAGUAGUGUAGAGAAAGAGGUUUCCUCAAAGGACGCUGAACUUCAUAACGGUGCUGUUGGCGAAACAGAGGAUGCGAUCAGAGAAAAUGCCCCUAAAACUGCUACAGAAGUGUCCAGUGUUAAUGCUAAGGGGGAAGAAAGACAUGGGGAGAAAGUACCGCGUGUUGGUGAUAAGUGGAAGUUGCACCUGGACCUCUCAGAUUCCUGUAGUUUAUCAGAGAACGAUGCAAGUGAUGUUGAUGGGAUAUCCGCACCAUCUGCUAGCAAUCCUGCCGACGAAGGCCAGGUAGAGGAACCAGAAACAAAACCGAGUGUACUUAAGGAUGAUGACAAGAGGGUAGCAGAAUCUGUUGCUGAUGAUACCAGUGUGCUGUCCGACACAUCUGAAUUCUGUGGAUUCGAAGACUCUUCUUCAGAUCAAGACUAUAUAGAAGCUUUGAUAGCCAUCAUACAAAAAUGUGAAACUACAGAUGAUGAUUGUUGCCUAAGCUCUGAUGAAAUCCCAUCAUCUCCGAAGACGGAGCCAGAAUAUGAUCCAGCACGGACGUAUUCCCACGAUGAUGACAGCAACAGCAGCAGUGUGUUUGGGCACUAUGACAGUGGGAAGGAUGUACUGUCACCACCAGCAUCACAUCUGAAUGUUCCAUCCAGUAAAGGCAAGCAGAAGGUGAAAUAUUCUGGCUCCCCUGUACCAUCCACAAGUAGGAGUGGCACCUCUAAGAAGCUGAGCAUCGAUCUCUCCAACCCAGCAUUCCGAAAACCCCUCGACAUGGGUUGGAAGCGCGAGAUCGUGUUCCGAAGUGCUGGUGGUAGUUCCACAAAAGGACUAGCAGAUGUCUAUUAUUUUACCCCAUCUGGGAAGAAAGUGCGUUCUACCAGGGAGAUGAUGGAGAAUCUUGAAGGCACUGAUUUAACUCUGGACAACUUCACUUUUACUAAAGAGCCUCUUGGAAUAAAUGAUCCAGAUAAAGAAGUGAUCAGGGAUGCAAGACGUACGUCAGUAACACCCAAGGAUACCGGUUCACCUUCUACACCUACUGCCUCAUCUGUGAAGCGUAUUCAGAAGCUGAAAGCUUCUGCUGGUGAAAUGUCACCUGUAUCAGACCAGUCAUCUGCUUCCGGCCCGUCCAACGUCAAACAGGAGCCAAUGUCUGUGGAAGAGGAAACCGAUGGCCUUUCAGAGAGCAGUUCUUCAGGCUCUGUCAACAGAGACCAGGGCGCCACCCCUGCUGAUACUUCAGGAGCUGCGGAGCAGAAAAUCCCUCCAGCUAUCGCUGGCCCCAGCGGGCUGAACAAACACGCAGGGCGUUCGCAGUCACACCUGAAGCUCGCUCGCUCAUUUCCUCGUAUAAAGGUAACGUCACCGAGGUCAGGCCGCGGCAGAGGUCAAACUUCUCCCAGAGGGGGCGGUGUGAACCGAGGUGUGACGUCACAAGCAGGUGGCAGUGGUGGAAACAUGGAAAUAGGCAUGCUGCCCCCAAUGUGGAAAGACAAGGACGGGGCUUCCACUACAAAAGUCCUCAGCAGCCCGGGAGCCGCACCUGCACUCCAGUCUACACCGUCGAGGGGACCCGGCAGGUUACCGCGUGGGGGCAAGGGCGGUGGCCAGGUGGCGGUCCCUCCAAAGGUUUGCACAGUAAAUGCAGGAGCGACAGCCACAGCGACGGUGACUGUGACCACCGGUGAAACAGUUUUGGGACCGGCAAAGAAGUACGGAGUCUGUACCAUCCAGUGCCCAGGUUUGCUGGGGACGGUGCCAUCGCUGCAGUGCCAACUCUGUCUCUGCCUGUACCACUCGGAGUGUGUGGGCCUUGGGUCUAUUAACACCAGCAUGCGUAACUACAUCUGUAAGAACUGCCAGCUCGAGAAGGAUAAGAAGUCGACCUCCGUGACCACGACAGUCGUGACUGCUGCACCCCCUCCUUUAACACCCAUCAGUUCCCUAGAAGGCCCGAAAAAUGGUCACAGUUCUGUUAACAGUUCUGCAAUGAGAGGUGCACAGCCAAGUGGCGUACUGCCCCCACUGAGACGAUUUCCUAGACAGGACAAUAAGACCUCACUGGCACCCUUUGCUGCCCCUACUGCAGCCUGUGCCCCUCUGUGCUCCUCUGUAUCCACUAAUACGACUGGAACGAUGACUAGCGCCGUCCCCACCUCGGCCACGUCGGCUUCUACGAAGUUCGUUAUGGUGCCGACAUACGUGCAGACCGAACAGCCCUCGGCACGACCUGGUGCUCCGCCCCCACUCGCACGACUGCCGAGGCAGGAUGGUAAGACUGCGCCUGUGGGCAUCGCUGCUCCUAAUGUGGCUUCUCUCUCCCUGUGCUCGUCCGUUCCUACGGGUACGACCGGUACAACGUCCUUCGUGGGGGCCGCUUCUUCCCAAUCUCCCUCUCCGAAGUUAGUCAUGGUGCCGACAUAUGUCAAACUGGACCAGGCCGACAGAGCUACGCAGACACUGACGAAUGCGGUAACUACGGUGUCCAUUGUGGGCUCUGUCACUACUUGGUUGCCACCCUCAUCCCAGAUACGCGUGUCAGGACCUGGAGGCUGCCUAAGGCCCCCACUCCCGGCGGUGUCCCCCGCUGCUGCGACACUGACCGGUUGCCCGCCGCCCCCUCCCCCUGUCUCCCAAGGGCUGAUGAGAGCCGGCGGGCGACGCUACAUCGUAUUGCCUAAGCACAAUGUGCUCUCCGUGUCUCCUGCCGGGGCCACGCUGACCACCCGUCCAGCAGGCCCGGAUGCGGUCACGGCAUUUUCCGCCUCCCGGGGCAUGACCCCCCUUUGCGACAUCCGUUCGCAGUUGCCCCCCUCGACGCAGACGGCGUACCUGAUCGGAGCCCAGAAUCCGCCCGGAGUGCUUUUGGUGCCCGUGCUGGGGUCGCCGGGGGCCAGUGUUCCGGGCAUGGGGGCGAGCCUGCCCGUGAACCAGGACAAGCAGCAGAUCCUCCUGGUGAAUGGUUCUCCUGCCGGAAGUCCUGGAGGAUUUGUCCUGUCGGCGACAGCGGCCACUGGCAUGGAUGCCGCAGCAGAGAGUCGAAAGCGGAAGGCCGCCGCCUCGCCACCAGAGGAAGCAGCUGGAGUGUCAAAGAAGCCACGUACAAUGGAUGCUGCCAACGGUGAUGCCGAACCCCUGCGAGCAUUCAUGUCGAGAUACAUGGCCAACGUCUGUGAAACAUACAAUGCCAUGUUGCACAUAUUUGAGUAUCUCAAGGUUCAAGAAGUGCUACGUGCUGCGAGGGUCUGCCGACUUUGGUGUAGCGUAGCUACGCAUGAUUCACUGUGGCAGACAGUACGGCUGAAAAAUUCGCCUGUUGCUGACUGGAAAGGAUGCGUGGCAACUUUGGCGAAGCGUGGCACUCGCCACCUGGACAUGAGGAAGAUGCUGGUGCCGGCGGGCCGUGCUGACGAGUGGUGGGCGGCGUUCUGUGCCAACAUAGGCCGCGUGCCCUGCCUGGAGUCAGUAGAGCUCUGCCGCUGCCCCGCAGCCGUCGUCGAGCGUGUGGCUCAGCAGUGCCCCCAGCUCACGACACUGUCCGCUCUAUCCAUUAAAGAUCAGUCUAUUAACCUCAGCAGUAUAGGUCAGUUAAAAAAUCUGCAAGAACUGCGUAUAAGGAAUUUAUCAGGCAUGUACCUGAAUGGCAAUUUGGAUGGCUUGAAGGAGCUUACGAAUCUGAAGCAUCUGUCUCUGACGAUGGUCAAAAACCUGGGCCACGCUGGCUGCGGAGUGCUGGGCUCCCUCCAGACUUUGGAGACGCUGGAGCUGGGAGAGUGCUGUGACCUGCCAGAAUCGUUCGGAAACCAGACGCUAUCGCAGCUGCACUCACUGCAGCGGCUUAGGCUGGAGAAGGGGCAGGGCGACGGCUGCCCCACAUUCGCUCUGUUGGCCAGCGUUCGGACGCUCCCUUCGCUUGUUACGCUGGAGCUCGUCAACUUCGAUGUCAAACCAGGCUUUGAUACUGCUCUUGCGCGUUGUCAGAAUGUCCGCCGCCUCCUGAUUAUUCCUACAUACAUAUCUCAGUCUGCCACGACAAACCAUAUGGUACUAGGUGGGGUCACAAAAUUGGGCGAUUCUUUGACGCACUUUGUUUGGGGUGUGACCCACGAGCUGCUGCGGGUCACUGAGCUGUUUGUGGAUCAGUGCGAAGACCAGAAAGGUCCUCCUGGCAGCCACACUGGGAAGGACAAGGAGAAAAAGAAAUCGUAUACACCACCAUUACCUGGUGCCGGUGCAGGGGACAGCAUUCCUGUCCUGAGACCAGUGCCGGGAAGCAUACCGCCAGAUGAUGGUGGAAACAAAAGUACAGACUCUCGAACUCGAGGAGAAGGCUCUUCGCCAACUUCUAACUCUUCUUCAGCUGUACCGACACCGGGGGCGCCACAGGUGGACAUUCUUCCACUAACGAAGUUACAGAAGAUGCUGACAACUGCUCUACCGAAUACGAAGAUAAAGAUUCUGAAAGUUGCGUUCCAAGCGACGUGGCGGCAGUACAUAUCAGAGACAGAUUUCUGAUGGGGGGCUAUGGGGAGGCGGCUCCCGGGGGCUAGAGCUGCCUUCUGAGCUUCCCAGUGGUAUCGCCCACAUUGCGGAAAGUUCAACCAGUGUGGAUCUCUUCAACAGAAAGCCAUUUUACUUGUCGGGGAAAGCCUGUGUCUUUCAUGUCUCAUUCCUUAAACACUGUUGUGUGUGUAAUGUGUUGGAAAAUAACUGAGAUAGUGCCAUUUGAAUUGUUAUGUUUGGUGUGUGACGGUUUUGUAAGUUGCUUGAGCACUUCUCUGCCUGCAGAGGAGAAAUAGAUGUGCUGGUGCAGUAACUGUGUUGCAGUGUUGCGAGUGAAAAAAGUUGCAGGAGUUGAGUGUGGAUUUCGAAUUUAAUGUUUGAAUGAGAUUGAUGGAAUUGUAGCACAGGAUACAGUACUGAAAGAUUACUGUACAGUGUUCAUAAGUACUUUGGUUUCUUGUCAGUGAUCUUACGACUGAGGAGCUGUGUGCAGAUUUGUAUCCAUUUACGAGUGAGUGUUGGGCAUGUUUGUGUUGUCGGAUGUCUGAAUGUAACUUGAUAAGAAUGGGCUGCAUUCUGUGAGAAUGCAGUGCUCUUCUUCCUGUGUAAAUAUUACGCAUUUUCACUUCUUUUUCUGUCUCUUGCAAUUAGUCAUAAAAGGAAGCUUCAACUUGAGCCAUCAUUUAGUGCAUAAUUUGUGAAGAAUAGUUAUGUAAUAUAAAUCAUUUUCAGUUUCUUCAAUUUUUCCUGUUUCUUUGUAGUUUUACUCAUGAUUUAAUGUAUACUCUUUGUAAGUGAAUAUAUUACCUGCUGUGAUGAACUUUUUGCAAUUUUUAGGCAGUCAUGAUUGAUGUGCUUUCCUCUCCUAUAAUGGAGAUUUUGUUUGCAAAUGACAGUGGAAAUAGAACAAGUUAAUUUUUUUGUUAUGGAAUCCAUCUCCUUGGGAACAUGCUUACCUGGAUUGAUAAAAAGCAAUUUUCAUGUACAAAUUUCUGGACCUUCAUAUUGUAUCUUUUUUUAAUUAAUGUUGAGAGAUUAUCUAUUUUGAAGUAGAAAAAUUUAUUUCUCCUUUCAUCAUGUAACUGUAUUGAGAAGUUUUAAAUCAGUGUAAUGUAUAUGGAAUACAGUAUUGAUGUGUGUAACAAUAAUGUGACUCUUUUCUAAACUUAUAGAUUAUUUCAAAGCAGACAUACAUAUAACUAGUGAUUUGUGUUUUGUUAAUUACAGUGUUAAAAUGUCACUUAUAGGAACAGAAUCUCAUUGAUCUUGUGACUAAUUGUUGGAAGUCUUCUUGUUGCAUACUAUACAUCAUUGAAGCCUAAGCACUCCCGGCUUCCUGUUUCAGAAGUACCUGAAGCAUGUUUUAAAGUUUUUGUAUAUAUAUAUUAUAUAUAUAUAUAAUUAUAUAUCUUUUAGACUAAACACUUUUUUAAUGGGCAUUUUAUGUCUUAGAUCACUGCAAUACUGUUUAUUUUUCUCAUCAGAAUUAUGACACCAAAAUUCCAUAAAGAGCAGUUGUGGAUACGCAGUUAACACAUGUUUGGUUAACAUUUAAGUGCAAGUAGAGAAUCUUACUCUGAACAGGUAUCACGUAGCACAUAAGAUUUGGAUGUGUAGCUAUUUGACAUAAGUGUGAAAUAUGACGCAGACUUUUUAUAGAUAAUUUUACAGUGUAAAUAUAGAGGAGUUAAUUAGGUGAAGUAAAUAUUUCAUCAAUUCAAAAACCA
Molecule: messenger RNA, 6867 nt
Organism: Schistocerca americana (American grasshopper)
Lineage: Eukaryota; Metazoa; Arthropoda; Insecta; Orthoptera; Acrididae
Exons: 16
Coding region: 527-5152 (1541 amino acids)
Molecular function (GO): protein binding; DNA binding
Source: RefSeq, a predicted model, not a curated record